Messenger RNA from Fomitiporia mediterranea MF3/22, 456 nucleotides. RefSeq lists its product as uncharacterized. Bases 1 to 456 code for a protein of 151 amino acids. The record is from RefSeq and is a predicted model, not a curated record. The transcript has a single exon. Lineage: Eukaryota; Fungi; Basidiomycota; Agaricomycetes; Hymenochaetales; Hymenochaetaceae.
AUGUCUACUUAUGCUCAUGAUAAAACUGAUAAGACCAAGCAUCAGCAUUCCAGGCAAAAUAGCGACAAAACGUCCGAAGGUCCAGAUGUCUCCGAGCUGUACAAAGCAAAGUAUACAGCUACCAGAGGAGAUCAUCUAGAGAAGGCGAAUAAGUUGAUAGGAAGGGUUUCAAAGUAUAUCAGUGCUUGGACGAGUGUAUCCGAAGGGUUGAGGACAAACACGAAUCUUCCGAGAACUGAUGCCAAUAACAUUGUGGGAACAAUUGUUAAACAAAUAAACGGAUGGGAAUCCUUAAAGAAUGCUCUGCAAAGAAUAAAGGACUUGAUUACUAGUACCACAGACUACAAUGGAGACACAUUCAAAAAGGCUUGCGGGACUCUGGAUUCACUUGAAUCCGACAUAGACAAAAAGGGUAAACUCCCAGAACUAGAGAGGUAUAGAGUUUGGACGCUGUAG